CAACUCGGCAACUGCAUCGGACGAGGGCAAUUUGGCUCGGUCUAUCGCUCGCUCAACAUCGGUACCGGCCAGAUGGCGGCUAUCAAGCGGAUCAGGCUGCAUGGGAUGAAGGAGGACGAGGUGCGGGACGUCAUGCACGAGGUGGAGCUCUUGAAGCGCUUGUCCCAUCCCAGCAUCGUCAAGUACGAGGGAAUGAGCAGGGAUGAGGAGUAUCUUAAUAUUGUUCUGGAAUUCGUGGAGAAUGGCUCCCUCGGCCAAACCCUCAAAGCAUUUGGCAACUUCAAUGAACGUCUUGUCUCCUCCUACGUCGCCAAGAUCCUCGAAGGGCUCGACUAUCUUCACUCUCAGGGCGUAGUACAUUGCGACCUCAAAGCGGCCAACAUUCUUAGCACCAAGAAUGGCAACGUCAAGCUGUCGGACUUUGGAGUCAGUCUCAAUAUGAAGGCGGUGGAGAACAUCAAGCAGGAUGCGGCGACGCGGAGCAAGGCUGGACUUGGGCCCAAGCCAAAGGCGGAUGUUGCGGGUACACCAAAUUGGAUGGCGCCCGAGGUGAUCUCGCUCAAUGGUGCUGGUCCAGCUAGCGAUAUCUGGAGUCUUGGGUGCACGAUCAUUGAGCUCUUGACUGGUCGGCCACCAUACUCGGAGAUCACCAACAGUAUGACUGUCCUUUUCCGCAUCGUCGAGGACGAGAUGCCACCCCUCCCUCCCGUUUCGGCCGGACUGGAAGACUUCCUCAAGCUAUGCUUCAUCAAAGACCCCUCCUUCCGCCCAUCUGCCGCCAUCCUCUUCGAACACCCCUGGGUCUGCUCGCUCGACCCCCAACUCCAGCUCCUGCGGCCACAGGACAGCGUCCCCUUCCUUCGGCGUGUCAGCAUGAAUUACAGGCAUACCGAUUCGACUCAGCUCUUCGCGAAUGACACUCCAGGCAAUCACAUUGUUGGAUCAGCUGCGUGGGUCCGGGGUGGGCAGAGGGAUUCUCUGGCGCUAUCUGUAGUGGAUCCCUAUGCAGAUGGAGGGAGGAAGCGGUUCAGCAUGGCUAGCUCGAGCCACGGGAAGGAAUCGUCGGACGAGUGGAAACCGCAUACCUUCAUCAAGACUUCUUUUGGCCAAGGUGAAUUGAACGCAAGAUUUUGA
Messenger RNA from Dioszegia hungarica, 1134 nucleotides. RefSeq names its product kinase-like domain-containing protein. Gene Ontology annotation, biological process: protein phosphorylation. The transcript is spliced from 4 exons. The record is from RefSeq and is a predicted model, not a curated record. NCBI's taxonomy places the organism in Eukaryota, Fungi, Basidiomycota, Tremellomycetes, Tremellales, Bulleribasidiaceae. The annotation marks the transcript as partial. Gene Ontology annotation, molecular function: ATP binding; protein kinase activity.